CUGGUCCCGGCGAGUGACUGCUGUAGGUAGCUAGCAGCCCAGCAGUGACUAAACUAGUAGACUCAGUGAGACUUGGGAUGUGGCGAAGUGAAGGUGUAGCAGAGUAAGCCGGUGAAAUAUAAACCAUAAUGGGUCAGCAUGUGUCGAGGAGUGAUUUUGAGUGGUCAUACACAGCCGAGCCACAUGCCACGAGGAGAAAAGAGAUACUGAAAAAACAUCCGGAAAUUAAGAACCUUUUUGGCAAUGAUCCAAAUUUGAAAUGGUGGGUUCUGUGCCUGGUCACGUUCCAGUUUGUCUCACUCUUCGUCAUUCGCGACUUCCCAUGGAUGUGGGUUCUCCUAUUAUCCUACUGUAUUGGAGGGACCAUCAAUCACUCACUGAUGUUAGCAAUUCAUGAAAUAUCACAUAACUUGGCCUUUGGACACUCAAGACCUCUAGCAAACCGUGUAUUGGGUAUUUUUGCAAACCUACCCAUCACUCUACCUUUUUCUGUGGCAUUCAAAGGCUACCAUCUAGAACAUCAUAAGUAUCAAGGUGAUGAAAAACUCGACACAGACAUCCCAACAAAUCUAGAGGCUACUUUGUUUUGCACAACAUUGGGGAAAAUGAUAUGGAUGUUUUUCCAACCGUUAUUUUAUGCCCUUCGUCCUAUUAUAACAUAUCCAAAGCAGCCAACCUUGUUGGAGUUCAUUAAUACUACCAUCCAAUUGAGCUUCAACUUUUUCGUAUUCUAUUACUUUGGAGGCAAGUGUUUGGUGUACCUUUCAGCUGGGUCUCUUCUAGCAAUGGGUCUUCAUCCAGUGGCUGGCCACUUUAUUUCUGAGCACUACAUGUUUGAGCGUGGGUUUGAAACUUACAGCUAUUAUGGCCCAUUGAAUUAUUUAACAUUCAAUGUUGGCUAUCAUAAUGAACAUCACGAUUUCCCUUAUAUCCCUGGCUGCAGACUUCCCAAGGUAAAAGAAAUUGCCCCAGAAUUUUAUGAUGACUUACCCCAGCACAAGUCUUGGGUGAAAGUUAUCUACGAUUUCAUCAGUGAUCCAGCAAUCGGACCUUAUGCGCGUAUCAAAAGAAAGCACGUUGGUAAAGAAGACUAACUAUUUUUAUAGGCAUGUUUUUAAAUACUAUGUAAGUUGGAGACUUAACUAUUUUAUGUCAAAAAGCUAAAUCCUAGUAAGAUUUAUUUUCUUUAUGAAGAUGAAUGUCUUUAGUGACUAUAAUGACACUGAUGUGCAUAUCUUGUUAAUCUGUAGAUUUGCAUAUCAGCAAGUAAGCAAAUUACAUGCAUGAGUUAAGCAUUGUUCAUGGUAUGUAACCAGAAAUCAGUUAAAAGUUUUUGUAUAUAAAAGUUGCCGUGUGCCAGAUUCAGACUUAUUGAGUCAGAAUAAGUAAAUUUGCAGAUUCUUCAUAAGAUAUCCACAAAGCAGAACCCUAGCUAAACAGUAACACUGACCUGGAAUUUAUUCCUGAAUAAUCCCUUGUGAGUUUUAUUGACAGAGGCCAGUUAAUAUAUAUUUAGUGCACUGGUUAUUAGAGACUAUAACUGAAUAAGUAUUUUUCCAUAUUUGUGGCUUAAAGAUUUUUCUGAAUAAUAGCUCUAGUUGGUCAAAUUUUGUUAUGCAGUAGUAUAUACUUUGUAUUAGUAUGUAAGCUUAAUGACAUUGAUCUUCCUGUUUUGCAAAUAGAAAUUUGAUUAAAUACUAUGUUUGCAUUAAGAAAUGUGUCAACAGGAGUAGUUCAAGGCAUUAUUCUUCAUAAUAUGAAAAUAUGCUACUUGGAAUAACAUAAUAUAACAGUCUUUUAUGGCAGUUUGUGUGUUUUUUAUAUACUGUAUUUGCUGGCUUAUAAGAUUGCACCCCAUUGUGCGGGGCAUGCUCAGGAAAAAGCAAGACUACCCACCUUUUUCACAGCUCCCCCAACUGAAGAUUGUUUAGAAGCUUCUGUUAUGAGAAAACAGUAAAACUUAAGUGUUUUGGGAUAUUAGGCAUCUGCCCUUCACGAAAUACAGUACUGUAUGCAUUUUUCUGAAUUAUAGCAAUGGCCUUUACCUGACUCAGUGACUAGCAUAGGUUUUGACAACAAUUUUUUGCCUUUCGCAUGUGGGUCAUAAAUUUUUGAUAUUGUAAUUUUAGGCCUGUUAAAGGUAAUUUAUGUGCUAUAGUAUGCAAAAGUUUAUUACACUAGCAAAACACAUCAUUGGUGCUUUUUGCAAGAGAAAUAUGUAGAAGUGGAUGAUAUGUAAAACAAUACAAAAGUCAGUGCAAUCAUAAAGACUGAUUUUACAAUUAUUGAAGCUAGUUGGUUUCCAUGUAGGUGAUUUGUGAAACCCUAAUGAAAAAAUGUGAAGAAAAUGUGACAUAUAUAUUGUUACUUUGAUCAAUGUUAAGGAUACCUGUAAAGUAUGGUAAUUGAUAUUUAUGUUUUUCUUUGAAGAGGAAAACUAAUUUUUAGUUUUUUAUAUUUUCAUUUUAUUAUAUUUGGAAAUUGAAAACUGAAUAUUGAAGAAAUUUUGUUGGUUUAACUUGUAUGUGCAAUUCAGCAGUUUAUGUACUAUUACAUCUGAGGGGGAAAACCAUUAUUAAUUAGCAAAAGUAGCUGCCAGUAACUCUAGGCUAAGAUUGCAUGCUGACCUUCACUUAGAAAAUAAGCAUUCCUUAUAUGUUGGCAAAUACAGUAAGUAUAUUUAUGUAUUAUCAUCAUUAAGCACUGGUCUCUAAGCAGUAGUUUUAUUCUGUAUAAAAAAAAAGUAAUUUAUCCCCUAUAGAGUCAACAUAUCUCCUGAUCAUUUCAAGACAAAACAGAAUGUUAAUAUAUUGUGGUUUUGCAUACCAACUUCUUGUUAGGAAUGUUAUUCAUUCCUUGUUUGUACGGCUGUAGAUGAGGAGAAACUGGUUUGGAGCUUCCAUGAAAAUAUUAUACAGUGAAUGGCAAAUGGAAAUAAUAAUGUUCUUAUGUAUGUGCUAUCCUUAAUUAUACUUUUUCAAAAGUU
Messenger RNA from Macrobrachium nipponense, 2986 nucleotides. It is a transcript of the gene ifc, whose product is annotated as sphingolipid delta(4)-desaturase DES1-like. NCBI's taxonomy places the organism in Eukaryota, Metazoa, Arthropoda, Malacostraca, Decapoda, Palaemonidae. Gene Ontology annotation, molecular function: sphingolipid delta-4 desaturase activity. The coding region runs from base 129 to 1094 and encodes 321 amino acids. The transcript is spliced from 6 exons. Gene Ontology annotation, biological process: ceramide biosynthetic process. Gene Ontology annotation, cellular component: membrane. The record is from RefSeq and is a predicted model, not a curated record.